UUUUCGUCGUUGCAGGGUCAUAUGACAUCAAAAGAUCAAGUGAUUGAGUGUAGCUGCAAAAAAGUGAAAAAUUCCUGUUAAAUUACAUUCGGCAGGAUGCGGUACACUCUCGGUUACACAUUCGCGACAUCACUGGUCUCAGUGUCAACAGUCCUGAUCCUGUACCAUGUCCUUACGGGCAAGGGUGAGCGAGUCAGUGUCGGCUGGUUCCUCGAGGAAACAUCGCCGUACAUGUGGGCAACUCUUGGCAUUGCUUUUGCUGUGGCCCUUUCGGUAGUUGGCGCUGCUAUGGGAAUCCACACAACCGGAGUUAGUAUUGUUGGAGGCGGUGUAAAGGCUCCAAGGAUCAAAACAAAAAAUUUGAUUUCCGUCAUCUUCUGCGAAGCGGUUGCUAUCUACGGGCUGAUUACGGCUAUUGUGCUAUCUGGCAUGCUGGAUAACUUUACUUGGGCGACAAUCACGGGCAAUGAAACCAUUCGGAACAACAACUGGUUCUCCGGUUAUGUAAUGUUUGGUGCCGGACUGGCGGUCGGUUUGGUCAAUCUAUUCUGUGGUAUUGCCGUUGGCAUUGUAGGAUCGGGUGCUGCACUUGCUGACGCCGCAAAUUCAACACUAUUCGUCAAGAUCCUAAUUGUGGAAAUUUUCGGUUCGGCCAUCGGUUUGUUUGGUCUCAUUGUGGGCAUUUAUAUGACUUCUAAAGUCAAGAUGGGUGACAAGGACUAAAUUAAAAAAAAAAACAGUAAAUCAGUAAUUCGAUGUAACCUAAGUAAGUCAACUGGCAUUACAGCGCAUCUCCAGUCACCCAAAAUAUCCGGAUGCUAAUUGUUGUUUCCAUUCAAUGAAUAAUGAGAAGAAUACACUCAACGGCCAUUCCAAUUCUACGAACAUAAAGCGCACUCUAAGAUCUUCAGUUGUUCCAGGAGUAUAACUAUUUCGGUUAACGAUUGCAGCCGUCAUUUUUGUUAAUAUUUUGGAUACAUAUUUCUUAUUUCCAUUUACAAAUAUUUACAAAUUUUCUUGCUCUUGAAAUAGUAAUGAUUAUUGAUUUAUUUGUUCUGUUUUAUUUUUGUGUUAAGUUGGAAAUUAUGUAAAUAUGUAUCGACACUUAAGCUACUUGCUAAGCUAUUAUAAUAUGUGUAAAGAAUAAAAUACUUGUGUGUAACGAACGCAAACCCAUCCUAAAUAAACAUUGGAUCCCA
Sabethes cyaneus is the source of this 1199-nucleotide messenger RNA. RefSeq names its product V-type proton ATPase 21 kDa proteolipid subunit c'' (gene VhaPPA1-1). Lineage: Eukaryota; Metazoa; Arthropoda; Insecta; Diptera; Culicidae. Gene Ontology annotation, molecular function: proton-transporting ATPase activity, rotational mechanism. The transcript has 3 exons. Gene Ontology annotation, biological process: proton transmembrane transport. Gene Ontology annotation, cellular component: proton-transporting V-type ATPase, V0 domain. The record is from RefSeq and is a predicted model, not a curated record. Bases 97 to 723 code for a protein of 208 amino acids.